Drosophila willistoni is the source of this 1023-nucleotide messenger RNA. RefSeq names its product iron-sulfur protein NUBPL (gene Nubpl). Gene Ontology annotation, cellular component: mitochondrion. Lineage: Eukaryota; Metazoa; Arthropoda; Insecta; Diptera; Drosophilidae. The transcript is spliced from 2 exons. The record is from RefSeq and is a predicted model, not a curated record. Gene Ontology annotation, biological process: mitochondrial respiratory chain complex I assembly; iron-sulfur cluster assembly. Gene Ontology annotation, molecular function: ATP-dependent FeS chaperone activity; 4 iron, 4 sulfur cluster binding; ATP binding. The coding region runs from base 1 to 912 and encodes 303 amino acids.
AUGUACAAUUCGAGUUUAAUGGCCCUGCGUCCGCUGGUGCGGUCCAAUAGCCGCUCCUAUGCUGUCAAAUUGACAGAACAUCAAGCGGCUAUUAUGGCGCGCGGAUUGCCCAAACGAGAGAGAUUGAGAGGCGUCCAGGAUAUUAUAGUGGUGGCCUCGGGCAAGGGAGGUGUCGGCAAGAGCACAGUGGCAGCCAACUUUGCCUGUAGUUUGGCCAAGCUGGGCAAACGCGUUGGGUUGUUGGAUGGUGAUAUUUUUGGACCCAGUAUUCCUCUACUCAUGAAUGUUCACGAUGAACCUCUGGUCAAUAGGGAUAACCUUAUGAUUCCGCCACAAAACUACAAUGUGAAAUGCCUGUCGAUGGGCAUGUUGACACCACCGGAUGGUGCCAUCAUUUGGCGUGGUCCUCUAGUUAUGUCCGCCAUCCAGCGAUUGCUCAAAGGGGCCGACUGGAGUCCCCUCGAUGUGCUUGUCAUAGACACACCCCCCGGCACUGGAGAUGUACAUCUCUCACUUACACAACACGCUCCCAUAUCGGGUGUCAUUUUGGUCUCCACUCCCCACACGGCAGCCGUGGAGGUUACUCUGCGUGGUGCCAAAAUGUAUGAAAAAUUAAAGGUACCCAUCUUCGGUCUCGUCGAGAAUAUGCGUUAUUCCACCUGUGAUAAAUGCAAACAUCGCAUGGAAUUCUUUCGCCCCGAUCAGUCCACAAAAGGACUGCCCAAACAAUUGAUAUCCCUGCCACUCGACGCUCACAUAGCCGAAUGUUGUGAGGAAGGAGUACCAGUUGUGGUUAAAUAUCCAGACUCUGAUUACUCUGAACUUUUUAAACAAUUGGCUCAGCAAAUUUCCGAUACUCUUGACGAGCGUCGAAAUCAAGAUUUAAAGGCGAGCAGCAAUAGCUCCGCCUAAAAGUUGUCCCACUUGGAGCUUGGCAUAGAUUUAGAUUAUUUUUAUUGUUGCUAAGAUUGUUAUAAACUAUUGGAAAUAUUAGUACUUAUAAACGCAAGUUUGUUCAAUCUA